GAAAGAGCAGAAAACAGUGUGAUUUUGUAAUGACAAAAUAUUUCACAGAAACUGACAGGUCGUAGGUGGCGACUGAUUAAGGCCAGAUCGUGUAUAAAAAGCCAGGCAGUUGUCUCAGCUACAGCGCUAACACCUGCUCACCUGUGACUUCCGUUGAUUCAGGGUUCGCGACACCGGAUACGUAGAUUCUCGUUGAACAUCUGAUUACAGAAAACUGACUGUAUACAGGAAGAGUAGGUCAGGUUCAAUAAAGGUCUUCGGACCUUCAUAUGAUUUUCUGCUUCGAUAACCAGACUGCAAAACUGUGCAAAAGUAUGAAGUUCUUAAUCUUGGUGGCAGCCAUCGUGGCGUGCGUGCACUGCGUGAGAACUCCACCUCCCCUCCGAGAGUUUCAUCGAGAUCUUUCUCCCAAAGACCUAAACCAUUACUUUGGCGUGCAGGCUAAACAUGAUGUCCCGGACUAUGAACUCGUCCAUCUGAAAAAGUCCAAACCCCGAAGAUCGACCACUGCAGAAAAGGAGCCGUUGCAGUACGACUUCUCAGCUUUUGGGGAGAAUUACAGCCUCGAUCUGGAGCACAAUGAUAAGCUCAUCGCUCCAGGUUGCCUCGUCCACUACUUUCAAGCCAACGGCACGAAGAAGGUGCGACCUUGCCCUGUCAGGAAUGAUGACUGCUACUACUAUGGGACGUCCUCAAACCACAACGAUUCCAACGUUGCCAUCAGCACGUGCUCGGGCGUGAUGGGCAUGGUCCGGUUGCCAGACAGAGACUACGACCUGUGGAUCCAGCCAGUCCUCAAGAAGCACCACAAUCGCGCGCGCCGCAGCAUCAACUCUGCAGAGCCGCACAUCGUGGUCAAGCGGUCUACCCCUGGCCCCGAUGGCGCACCGGCAGCAGUGUCCAGCCUGGUGUCCGACAUACGACGGCGGCGCGACGCGGAUGACAGGUACGCGGAAAUGCUGUUGGUGGCGGACAAGACGAUGCAUGAGGCACAUGGCGAUGACCUGCGCAACUUCCUUCUGGCCGUGGCUAACGUUGCUUCUCGCAUUCUCGCAGACCAAUCUAUCGGCACGCCCAUUCACCUCUCCGUGGUCAAGAUAAACAUUCUGGAAGACGAUGAGCCCGGGUUGACGAUCGUGGAGGACGUCACGGAGACGCUACAGAGUUUCUGCAGCUGGCAGGAGAAGUUCAACGUGAAGGAUGACAACAACCCCCAGCACUACGACGGCGCUGCUUUGUUCACCAGGUUGGACAUCAUCUUCCAAGGAGUAAAGGACACAACUGGUUACGCGACAGUGGCGGGCAUGUGCGGGGACAAGAAGCGCUGCUCCUACAAUCAGGACACCGGCCUCAACACGGGCGUAACUCUUGCGCACGAAACUGGACAUACGUUGGGAAUGGUACAUGACGGAGCUGACAACUCCUGCCCAGACAAAACAAACAUGAUGUCUAGCGGUGGCAUGGGAGGCAAGACAGCGCUGUUUUGGUCAGAGUGCAGUCGCAAGGCCCUCCACGACUUCUUGGCCACGUCCGCGGCGGACUGCCUGAAGGAUGUCCCGCAGAACGUCCUCGCGCUGCCCAAAGAACUGCCCGGUGUGCUGUACGACGGAGACGAGCAGUGCCGGAUGUUCGCCGGCGAAGGCUCAACUAUUUGCACGGGGACGACCAGGAUUAUCCAAUCUGGGGGUGAUGAAUGCGAACGUCUGUUUUGCUUUGACCCUGAAUAUGCCGGAACUUGCAUUGGAGACUCAGUCCCGCGUAUGGAUGGCACGAUGUGUGGCGAUCGGAAAUAUUGUAUGCGGGGGCAGUGCGUUGACAUCGGCCCAGACGGUCCUCCUGCAGUGGACGGCGGGUGGUCAGACUUUGACCAAGAGUGGUCUCCCUGCUCGCGUUCCUGCGGCGGCGGCGUGCGGGUCAAAACUCGACGAUGCAACAAUCCUAAGCCACGGCUUGGAGGCAAACCAUGCCAAGGGUUAAAAAUCAUGGCAGAACUGUGCAACAUGCAGCCUUGCAGUAUCAGUCAGGAAAUUUACAGAAAUGAGCAAUGUGCCCUAACUGACUCUGACCCAUACAAUGGAAAUUUGUACCAUUGGGUUCCAAUCUCUGACACUGGCUCCCAGCAGUGCGAGCUACAUUGCAAAGCUGAUGGGAGAGGUUCCGUAGUUCUCCGGCAACUGGACAGAAAAAAUUUCUAUAAAGACGGCACCAUCUGCUCAGCGACCAACGCCUCCUUUUCCAGAUGUGUAGAUGGGAUUUGCUUGAGUUUUGGCUGCGACGGCAAGAGUGGGUCCAGCUACCAGUUUGACACAUGCGGUGUGUGCGGGGGUCAAGGGGAAACGUGCAGCAAGAUUACCGGCAAAUACUCUCAGGGCGAGAAAGAACAAUAUGUGACGUUCGUGACCAUUCCGGAAAAGGCGACGUCCAUCUUUAUCACUAACACCAAUCCGUUCACGCAAAUGACCAUCAAGAUCGGAAAUAACCGAAUCUUCAACAAAGUUGGGACCAUGCAGGACAGACCUGGGAGAUACUCCCUGGACGGAGUGACUGUCGUGUACGGUCUAAAUCCGGAGUCCAUCAAGAUUGAUGGACCACUGCCACUGCCCAUCGAAGCACAGGUGUGGCGCAGGUUUGCUGACAGCGAAUUCAUGAACGCAGGGCCAGUCAUCACGUACGAGUACUACGUCCCGUCUACGUCCGGCCCGAGCGAGUACGUGUGGCAGGCCACCAACGGCGUCUGCAGCAAGAAAUGCGGUGGAGGUGUCUACAACCGACUCAUCACUUGCACACGCAAGGCUGGAGGAGCCGUCGUGGACGACCACUUUUGCAAUGUUAAUGAAAAGCCCAGCAUCACUGGCGAUGCAUGCAACAACCAGGCCUGUCCGCCCAUAUGGAAAGUGGGAAGAUAUAGCACGUGCUCCAAGACGUGCGGCGGCGGGUCUCAGACGAGGCAGCUGAGGUGCGUGAGGGACAUGGACGGCACGGAGGAGGACGUGGACGCCAGCAGCUGCCCGGCCGAUCAGCGGCCCGCGGACACUCGCAACUGUAACGAGGAUGUCGCAUGCCCCUCGGUCUGGAGCACAGGAGCGUGGUCUGCGUGUUCCCUUACCUGUGGUAAAGGUGUGCAAACACGCACAAUCACCUGCGUGAAAGAUGCCACUUCCAAUGAGCCUGUUUCUGACUCCCUGUGUGAUGCAUCUGCGAAGCCAAAUGAACAGCAGUCAUGCGUGCUGGCAGUGUGCAAUCCGGAAAUCACUGGUGACGACUGCAAAGACACGACAUCCUGCGGUAAGUACGAGCCCGCCAUGUGCAAGGACUACGCGGCCUUUGCGAAGACGAGCUGCAUGAAGACCUGCGUCUUCUGUACGCCGAGGGCUUUCUGGCUUGUGAAGACAAAAGCAGCGACUGUGAAGGCUAUGGUACGUCCAUCUGCACCGGCAAUCUGUGAGGACAAAAUCGCGGAAUGUCCAGGCUAUGGUUCGUCCGUCUGCACCGGCACAUACGAAGCUUGGGCCAAGGAGAACUGUGCAAAAAUGUGUGGCUUCUGCACGGGUGGGAGUGAAGCUGCGGCGACAACACCAGCAGCCUGUGAAGACAAGAACACCCAGUGUAAAGACUACGGCAUGUCCGUUUGUACUGGUCAGUACGCCGAAUGGGCAAAAUUAACCUGCCCCAAGAUGUGCGGCUUCUGCAGCGCCAGCAACCUCGGCAGCACAGCACCUGUUACUCAGCAAGUAACGACCCCUACCACUACCACCAGCACUACCACCCCAACAACAACACCACCCACUACAUCAACUAUGACAACAACCGCCAUGCCUACAACUGCAAUUCCAAUUCCUACUACCACGACGACUGCCAGCACAACGUCAACGCCACCUGCGACGACUAUAACCGCCGUCGUUCAGGCAUCAGCCUGUCAGGACAAGGACAACAACUGUGCUACCUAUGGCGCCAGCUUUUGCGCGCAGACAGAGUAUGCGGCUUUCGCCAAGGAGAACUGCGCACGGCACUGUAAACUGUGCCCGGACAUGGCCGGUCAAGUCGUUGAGUGCAAGGAUGCCGUAGACAACUGUCCGUUAUACGGGGAGUCGGUGUGUAGCAAUGCUGACUACGCCGAAUGGGUGCAGAUAAACUGCGCGAAAUUCUGCAAAAUGUGCGGCGGUGCAGACAUCACCACCUCCACGACGACGACGACGACGACGACUACACCUUCAACGACUACCACCACAGCCAUGGGCAGGUCGGAGGAAUGCAAAGACCAGUUAAGCAACUGCAACCUGUACGACCCUACCGUCUGUACUAAUCCCGCUUAUAAGGAAUGGGCCAGGACCAACUGCGCGUUCUUCUGCAAAAUGUGCGGCGAUAAGGACACCACCACCCCCACAGCAACGACAACGACAACAACACCUUUUGUGACAACACAACAGCAAGUGAAGUCCGACUGUCGAGACCAGACGGAUGUGUGUUCUCAGUACACCAGCAUCAUCUGCAACGACACGAGGUACACAGCAUGGGUUCAGGACAACUGCGCACGUUUCUGUAACCUCUGCCAGUCGGAUGCUGCUACUACCACCAUCACCAUGGUCAGGUCGGAGGAAUGCAAAGAUCAGUUAAGCAGCUGCAACCAGUACGAUCCCACCGUCUUCCAACUGCGCCAAGUUCUGCGACCUUUGCGACGAAGAGUUCAGGGCGCCGGCCAGGACUGCAAGGACACGUUAACCAACUGCGCCCAGUACGACCAGUCUUAUUGCAAACAAGAGGAGUACAAGCCGUGGGCUCUGUCCAACUGCGCUCGCUUCUGCGGCUUGUGUGACGUCACGACCACCACAGGCUUUGCUAUGACGACGACCACAGCGGCCUCCUCCGCGGAUUGCAGUGACGUGUUGACGAACUGCGCUCAAUACGACGCCUCGACCUGCACCAGCGACAUCUACCGUUCCUGGGCCGAGAGCAACUGCGCCAAAACUUGCAAACUCUGCUCAACCGCAACAACCAGCGCCGCGGCGCCAACGGCAACGUCGGCGGGCGACGGGUGCAAAGACACCUUCAGCAACUGCGCAGGCUACGGCUCGUCCAUCUGCUCGGACGCACAGUACACUCAGUGGGUGGCGGAGAACUGCCGGGAGUACUGCGGGCUUUGUGGUGGUAGUGCGGUGGGCAGGUCUGCCGGAAGCGGAAGUGGUAAUGGUGCAGGGGAAGACCUAAAUGGUAAUGGUAAUGGUAUUGGUAAUGGUAAUGGUAAUGGUAAUGGUUCUCCGGCCUCAGGCUCCACCGUGGGAGACGAUGCCUGCAAGGAUGUCUUCGACAACUGCCCAGGUUACGGACCGAGCAUGUGCACCAAUUAUGCUGACUGGGCACUGCAGAACUGCCGCAAGUACUGCAACAAGUGCGCCGCACGGCGCAGACGGUCAGUUCUGAUGCCGCCAUCACCGAGAUCCUUGUGCAACACAGUUCUCACUGCCCGUCAGGGAAGCUUAGCUCUGAUUGGACACCCGCUGGACAUGUCAUGUGAUCACGUCAUCGUCGCUCCCAUUGGCUCCUCGGUUCACCUGUCUUUCAAUGACGUGCUCAUCAGUUGUGAAGAGGGCGAUUGGCUGGAGGUGCAAGAAGAGGGUGGCAGUGUUAAGAAGGGCAAGAGCCGCCACGACCUGUGCAAUGCUGGGAGGCCGAGAGAAUGGACAACGCGAGGCAACGUGGUCACCAUCAGAAUGUCUGUGGCUACACCAGGUCAUGGCUACAACAUGACCUACAGCAUGCUGCAGGCCCCACCACGUCCAGGCUGUGACCGACUUCUGACGAACCCCACCGGCAUUCUGUCGAGCCCCGGCUUUCCCGAGGAAUACCCGAGCAACAAACUGUGCGUGACCACGAUCGUGGCUCCCCCUGGCUACUCUGUCCGCCUUUCGUUCAGCUUCCUGGAGCUGGAAAGCGACGACUGCAGCAAGGACAGCGUGACCUUGCUGGACCAGGACAAAGGAAUCAAAGACGUCUUUUGCGGGGUCCAGGCCAAUCUUCUCUGGGAGUCAAAGAGCAACAAGAUCAAGGUCUUCUUUGCUAGCGACAACCAGAACUCGGCAAAAGGCUUCCUAGCUUCGUACAAGUUUAUUGGGCCUUGGUAA
Pomacea canaliculata is the source of this 6119-nucleotide messenger RNA. RefSeq lists its product as uncharacterized. The record is from RefSeq and is a predicted model, not a curated record. The transcript is spliced from 34 exons. NCBI's taxonomy places the organism in Eukaryota, Metazoa, Mollusca, Gastropoda, Architaenioglossa, Ampullariidae. The coding region runs from base 270 to 6119 and encodes 1949 amino acids. Gene Ontology annotation, cellular component: extracellular matrix. Gene Ontology annotation, biological process: extracellular matrix organization; proteolysis. Gene Ontology annotation, molecular function: metalloendopeptidase activity.